Rotaria sordida is the source of this 1103-nucleotide messenger RNA. NCBI's taxonomy places the organism in Eukaryota, Metazoa, Rotifera, Eurotatoria, Philodinida, Philodinidae. The record is from the annotation of a GenBank genome assembly.
AAAUUUUUAGCAGAUUCUAAUGACUUCAAGAAUUGUCUAUAGGCAAAGUUUUAGAUUAAAAUUUGUUUAUCCAGUUUUUUUUAAUAAAUACCAUAACCAAGGUAAAAACUCAAUAUAACGGCUAUAAUUUCAAAAAGGCAAUGCAUAGAGAAGAAUCAUUGUAAGUUUCUUCUAGUCUCAACAGACUCUACGUAAUGACUGGGAUCUGAUAGCAAAUGUUAAAUUUCAUCUCUGAUAAUUUUCUUGUAAAUAAAAUACAUUUUUGCUGCACCAAAUUGAAUGAAUAUUAUUAAUUAUAUAAAUCUGAAUAAUUCAUCGAAUGUCUUUUUGUUUUUCCUUUUUGUGUUUUAGACUUGCUGAAUUUUUUGGUGAAGAUGUUAUUAAAGAUAAAGGUCUUUGUUGUCGUUUUGUUAUAGCUAAUGUACCACGUGAUACACCUGUUACUGAACGUGCUAUUCCAUUAGCUAUAUUUCAAUCUGAACAAUCUAUACGUAAUCAUUAUUUACGUAAAUGGUUACAUUUAUCAACUUACCACGUGUUUAAAAAAACUACAACAUUAAAACGUAAACGUAAUGAAUUACAUGAUAAAACAAUAACACAUCAAUGGAGAAUUGUUCUUGGUCCACCACCAAUAUUUGGUCAAACAAUAAAUCAACAUAUUAAAUGGCUUAAUUAUCAAAAACAUAAAUGGAAUAUACAAUAUGAACAACGACUAAAUCAAUCAUCAAUAAUAUCUGAUAAAAUUCAAUUGAAAAUAAAACAAAAAAAUUUAAAUGAUGGUAUAUUUAAAGCUUGGUGUUUAGUUGAACAUGAAUUAAUACAAAUUAAAAUAAAAGUUCCAAGAAUAUUUUAUGUUAAUUAUCGUACAUCAAUUGAAAAUAAUAAUAUCCAAACACAACAUUCAAUUGUUUAUGAACAUACAAUUAAUAAUUGUUCAAAACGUGUUAAUCGUUUAUUACCACGUUGUUCACAAAUAUAUUAUUUAUAUGAAUAUCGUUUAGAUGAAAAUCAUUUUUAUAAUUAUUAUACAGAUAUAAUGACUGAUUUAAGUAAUCUAAAUAUUGAAGGUGUUUAUGAAAUGAAUGUACCAUUAGAUUUUCGUU